CUCAUUCUCUAUAGAACCUCUAUAGCUACACGACUUGCCUGGGCAUGUACUUUACACAAAGAAGCAGCCUCAAGUGACUUUAUUUCUUGCUGCUGGUUAUAUAUAAAAGUACCUCACCAUCCAAGCAGGUUAGAUUUUUAAUGGCAGCGUCAGUGUGCUUUUCUACACCUACUUAUAAUUUAAACAAGGCUACCAAAGGUGUAAGUAGAUGUUACUGCGCCCCCCAACAUAUCCAGAGUUUGCCUUGUUUUAUUCACCAAUAUGUGUUAAAUUGCUAAAUGAGAGCCUCCUGGGCCCCCCUGCAGCCACAGGGUCUGCUUUCUCUGUAGUUACACCACUGAAGGGUACCCCAAAAAUAGAUGUAUAUAUUAUCUGUUAGUUACAUAGCAAUAACAUGUUCAUACAGCCCUUUACAGAGGUUAAUCAUCAUUCACAUCAGUUCCUGCCCCAGUGCAGUCCAGAGUUUACAAUCUGGAACACUGUAAAAAUUUGUCACCCGCUGUUAUAUCUUCACCACUGCGGCGAAAAAUCUCCCAAAAAUAGACAUUUACAUUUAUAUAAUAUUGAGACUGCCACAAACAAAACCUAUUACUCGUGGCGAUCUGGAUUAAUCGUGGGAAAUGUCAUCCCUUGGCGUUUUUCCACUGUUAAACUAGAUUGCAGUGAUUAACAGGUUUUUAUGAUAAAUAGAAAGCAACCUGAUGCAUUCCACAUGCAUUUUGUGCUCAGUGUCGGACUGGGAUACCAGAGGCCCACUAGAAAACUUGGGUUGAGGGCCCGCUUUCCAAACUAUUCUCUCCUCACUUAUCCUCUUUAUACUCAGUCUCUUUUUUUCUACAUACUAUACUCUAUUCUUCCAUUAUAAAGCCUCUGUGUUCCCAUAAAGAAAUAGGGAAUGACCAUGAAAUAGGCCAAAUGGUUAGAAGCAAAAGGCCCACUGACACCUGGGCCCACUGGGAGUUUUCCUGGUAUCCCUGUGGGCCAGUCCGACACUGUUUGUGCUUCCCUGCAGUAGAGUGAAUACAAAGUCAUUUCAAAGAACAGGAUGCUUUUCUUCAUUCGCUUCUUUGCGUUGAACGCAUGAAGCAUCUGCCACAAGGAACUGCAUAAAGAAACACCCUGAGGUCCCUAUCACAUUCACCAGGUCCUAUACACCUGUUUGUUGGAGAAAGCAGGAGUAUCUGGAGGAAACCCAUGUAGAGGACAUACAAGCUCCUCAGAGCCCCAGCACUGCAAGACACAAGCGCUAAUUGCUGAUCUACCACAAUUAUUAUCAGGCAAAAAGGACUGGCAAAGCUUUAUAGAGAUUGCACUUUAUUCUCAUCAGACCCUGCCCCAGCAAUAAGGGAGGUUGAGCAUCUGUUAAAAAAUGGGGCAGACCCAAACCUUGUUUUGCCCACUGGUAUUGCAGCCAUCCACCUGGCUGCUGGGAAAGAGAAUGAGAGUGCCCUAAGGUGUCUAACACUAAUCUUGCAGCAAGGAGGGGACCCCAAUGUGAGAUCCAUGGAACUGCUGACUCCUGUACAUGUUGCUGCAUCCUGGGGUUGUCACAAGGCUCUGGUAUUCUUGCUGAGGAAAGGUGGUGACCCCACUCUUGAAGAUCAGGAAGGAAAUACUGCAUCAGAUUUGGCAUUAAUGGAGGGGAAUCGGAGAUGUGUUGUGGCUCUGCAGGAGUAUGUGGAAAGCCCAAGGAUGGAAGAAAAUCGUGGUUUUAGAAACUAUGAUGAUAUAACUCAAAUUAGCAGCAUCUCCCUUCUUCUCGAUUCUACAGAUGUCAACUCUCCAUACAGUAGCACCAGAAUAUCUCCUUUUUCUCCUAUGUGCAAGAAGGAAAAUUUAACACAGAACAUGAAUAAUGCAGCGGUAACAAGCCAGAUGCUCCCACUAGGCAGGGAUGAAAAAAACAGCUCAGAUGGGGAGCAAAGUCUUGGCAUGACGAUAAGGACAAGCCAAACUAAUCAAGAAUCAACAGAACACCUAAGUUUCUGCAUGCAAACCAUCCACAAUGAUUUCUGUGGAGGUGAUCUAACAGACUCUGAUGUACUGUGCAGCACCAAGCUUUCACAGACCAGCCAUUGCAUUGCAGACACAUCUGCUAAUCUAUGUACUGAUGUCAUAGAUACAGAUAAUCUACCCCACGAAGCUCAAAAAGAAAAUAACAAUCUGUCAAUGAAUUCACAAACGAUGUGUAAUGAGACUAAUCAAUCACAAAAUGUGAAUAUCACCCAAAACAAAAUGAAAAAGGGUAUUUGCAGCCACAGUUCAGAAUCGCCUACAAAAAGACUUUUAAAAUCUGUUGAAGAGAUUAUUCUGGACUUUUCCACCAGCAGCCAACUAAUAGACUCUAAUUACUUCGCAAGACGUGUGAAAGGUUUGGAUGUAACAUCACCAGAUCACGUCUAUAUCUACAGCAAAAGCAAAAUCACCUAUGAUGAUAGCUUGGAGAAGACUCAUAUUCUUGAUAGCAAUGAUAGUGAUAAUACAAAAGAACAUAAUGUGAGUUCCACCAGCAGUUACAACAGUUGUGAGAGUGAGUGUUAUGCUAGUCUUGGAGAAAGUCCUUCCUCCAGUGAAAAAAAAAGUAGAUUAAAAAGUGACUCUGGAUGCUCCACCAGCCUGAAAAAUUGCACCAAUGCUUACCAUUUAAAAAACAGUGAGGAAAAGGCAUGCUCUCAAGCACAGAUAUGCCAGAUUUCCGUACUCGGGACUGUGCAAACGUAUUUAAGUGAAGAAAGUAAACUAAAUGAUAAUGGUUCCCUAGGGCAACAUCAGAAUCAUGUGCAUUACCUUCAGUGUCCUAGAGAGAGGGACUCAGAACUACCAUGCAACUCUCAGUCUGCAACACUGUGUGUAGAUUAUGAACAUAAUAAUAUAAAUUUCAAUCAAAGUCUUAAAGGCCAGCCACGUCAUCUAAUGUCUUAUACCAGGAACAUCAAGAUGGAUGUUCCUGCAAACAACAAAGCCCAAAUCCAUUUACAUGACCCAGAUCCACAUUCAGUUAAUAAUCAAAUAAAACUGACCGGUGAAGAACAGCACCAGGUACUGGAAAGGCAGCUGGAAGAUAUAAUGGGUUUGACCAGGCAUCAAGAAAGCCCCUCCAAUUUCAUAGGCACAUCAGACACACUCACAGUAGAACCAGCUGCACAUGACAUACAUGAUGAAAGUAAUGCUGAUCUAGACCACAUAUUUAAUAAGCAGUUGAAAGAUAUGAUGAUUUUGACCAAGCAACAAAUCACUCCCUUUAAUUGUACACCCACGUGUGAAACCCAAAUCCAGGUAUAUCAUUCAGACACUCUUCCAGUUGCCAAUCGGACAAAACUGACUGGGAAAGAGGACAAGUUACUGGAUAGGCAAUUGAAAGAUAUGUUGUUUUUGACCAAGCAAAAGGUUAGUUCCUCAAAUUUCACUGCUUCACCUGACACGCUUCUACUAGAACCAGGUGCAGAAGAUGUGCACAAUAAGAGUUACACUGAUUCCAACCAGGAAUUUAAUAAGCAGUUGAAAGAUAUGAUGGUUUUGACCAAGCAACCAAUCAGUAACUAUAAUUUUACACCUGCCCCUAAAACCCAAACUGAGGGAUAUGAUUCAGACACUCUUCCAGUUAUCAAUCCGACAAAACAAACUGUGAAAGAAGACUUUCUUACCAAGCAACAAGUCAGCUCCUCUCAUUACAUAGCUACACCUGACACACUUUCAGCAGAGUCAACUGCAGAAGAUGUGCAAGAUAAUAAUUCUGCUCUAAACACAGAGCUGAGGAAAAUGAUGAUGUUAACUAAGACUUCCCAAGCUAAUUCAGAUCAGGAGAAAAGCUUUUGCCAUUUCACUCCUCGUACAAAAAGCCGACUUCUUUCUUCAAAUUCUCGCUCUAGCAGUUCACUUUUUGAUGAGACAGUGGAAAUGCCCCAGCGAGGAAGAAGAAUCCGAAGCCCAGAUACUCAGAAGUCUCCAUGCAUGUCAGGCAUUAGUGGUUCCAGGAGAAGUUUGUUUCAUUCUAGCAUGACAUGUGAUCCAGCAGAAAACUCAGGCACAUGUACUAAUGGACAGGAAAUACAAAAGACAGCUGAUGCAAGAAAUGUGACCGUUAGCAAUUUUCUAACUGAUGACCUGACCUCUUCAGAUACAGAUAGGUCAAAGUCAGAUGCACAUUGGCACCAAAAAUGUGGAAGCCGUGGAGUAGAUUGCCUGGUGUCUGGAACCACAUGGCUUACAGAGGAUGGAGCAGAUGAAAGUAGUAGUGAUACCGCCUAUGUAUAUAAUAAUGGAUCCCUGGAGCAAAGAAAUGAGGCUUGGUUUGAUAGGUCACUUCAGCAGAGCACAUGUUCAAAUGACCUAGUUGCUAAGGAUACACCUGCAACAAAGGCGUCACGUUAUAGCUUCAGUAGACUGUCUUGUGUUCUGAAAUCUGAUGACGGGACACUAAACUCUUGCCAUCUUGAGACAGUUAAUGAGUCUGGUACCCAAGAUGUGCCUUUAUCCCCUGGUGGCCGGCCUCUGAAUGAGAGCACAGCUGAACCUGUGGAAUAUCUCUAUACGGAUUGUGAAAGGGGCCAUUCUCUUAUAGAAAGACAUGUUCCAUGUAUAGAUGACUCUGCUGCUAAAAUCAGUGAGGAUUCUGAUGAUACAAUUAUUUAUGACUGGAGAGAGCAUAAGAGCAACAAACAAAAGGCUAUCCAGGCACCUUCUAAUAAGGUGGCUGUGGAAUUGUACAGACUGUCUAAUAAUGAUAUUGCAGCUAGGCUAAAGGAGCUGGGAGAGGAAACUGGACCUGUGACCAGCCAAACCAGAAAACUGUACAUUGCUCUACUCGAUAAGCGUCUGAAAGAAUCAUUGGUUAGAGGAUCCACUGGAAUUACAGGAUACAGCCGAGAACUUUCCCUAGCUCUUCGCACUUUCCAGAUCCCUGACAGUAACACGGAUGAAUGUACACUAUCUAAAGAAUUUGAUAAGCCUGAUAAGAGCCAAAAAUGGAGAGAAGGGGUUCUGAAAUCCAGUUUUAAUUACUUGCUGCUAGACCCCAGAGUCACUCGAAAUCUACCUGCACGCUGUCAUACUCUUUCCAAGCUUGAUUGUUUUCGGACUUUCAUCAGCUCUAUAUUUUAUGUGGGCAAAGGAAAGAGAUCCCGGCCAUACUUUCACCUCUAUGAGGCCUUAACCCACCACAAAAGCAACAACAAAAAGCCUUGUGACAAGGUGCAGCACAUUCUUGACAUUUGGAACAGUGGUCUUGGUGUCAUUUCUCUUCACUGUUUCCAAAACACCAUUCCUGUGGAAGCGUAUACACGAGAAGCAUGCAUGGUGGAUGCAAUUGGAUUAAAGAUGUUAACCAAUCAAAAGAAGGGUGUUUACUAUGGCCAGUUACAGAGUUGGAGCCCCACUCGUCGCCAGCUGCUUGGUGUACACAUGUUGCACAGAGCCAUGAAGAUCUUCUUGGCUGAGGGAGAGCGUCAGCUUCGGCCCCCAGACAUUCGCUCAGGAUCAUGACAACAAGCAAACUCAACAGUAACAAAAAACUACAUGGAUGCCAGCAGAGCAUGUUGACAAAUUUGCCCAGAAAAUACUUAAAGAACUUUACAGUUCUGACUCUGAUUUAAAAAAAAAAAAAUCGAAUUUCUAUAAUAUGCAGUCCUGGUGCUUUUUAACAUGUGGAAUAUGUUUUUAACAUUUAAAGGCGAAGGAAAGAUAUAAUCACUUGGGGGGUGCAGAUGUUAGACACCCCUUUGUGACUGUAAGUGGUUAGCUGAGCCCCGGGGCCAGUGCUUUUAUUUGCUGAAAACUGCACCUGCCACCGACACUAUUAUAGGAGCACCACAUUGCAAUCUUUUUCCGCUUCUUCUUCGAUGUUCCAUAAAUUCCGCUUCAGAUGCACCUGUAAUGCAGAGUGAAAAGCUGUCUUUUUGCUUCUGCACCCAGCCUGGACAAUAAAGAUGAUCCUUAAAGAAGAUGAUGAUUGUGGAAUGAAGCUCACAGAAUUACCACAGACAGGAGCACUGACCCAGGGUCUCGGAUAAUCUAUUAUAAUCACUGGUGGGUGCGUAACAACCCCCCCCAUUGAAGAUUUCCUUUAAGUCUAUAAAUCAGCAAGGAGAAUAACUGAUUUUGCACCACUCAAUUUUAUACUUGGGAUUGUAGAAUAUUGUAUAUAUAAUGAAUUCUAGAAUAUAUAUCAGAGGUGUUUUUUUAGGCAAUUAUAUAUCAAAAUAUGCUUUCAUAGUAAUGAACUAGUGUUUAUGGCAGCUAGGUAUGAAUCAAGGAGUUCAAUGCAAAUUCAACAAAUCUACAAUUAACUUUUAAUACAUUUGGAAAGUCCACAUUCAGUUUCUUACAGAGAAGGGAAUACAUUAAAAUACUUCUUAUACCUUCUUCCUUAAUGAAUUAAGAUACUUAAAAUAAUACAAAAUUAAUUAUUGUAAUAUAUAUAUAUAUAUAUAUAUAUAUAUAUAUAUAUAUAUUGCUGAAUGUUAAAAAAACAACAAAGCUAAAUGCAAACUGAGGUCAGGAUAUUCAUGAGAUACAUGUUGCCAUUCAACCAACCAAAUUGCAGUCUCUUUCUGUACCUCACAACAUUCUUCAUACACAGAUUUCAUCACCUACUACUGUUUUGUAUGCUUGUACGUUCUUUUGUAUUUUUUUUUUAAAUAAAGCACUUUGUACUGACA
This is a messenger RNA of Xenopus laevis (African clawed frog), 6656 nucleotides long. RefSeq lists its product as uncharacterized. The record is from RefSeq and is a predicted model, not a curated record. Lineage: Eukaryota; Metazoa; Chordata; Amphibia; Anura; Pipidae. The transcript is spliced from 9 exons. The coding region runs from base 1504 to 5481 and encodes 1325 amino acids.